Molecule: messenger RNA, 2646 nt
Organism: Penicillium vulpinum
Lineage: Eukaryota; Fungi; Ascomycota; Eurotiomycetes; Eurotiales; Aspergillaceae
Gene: slx4
Product: protein slx4
Exons: 1
Coding region: 1-2646 (881 amino acids)
Biological process (GO): DNA replication; DNA repair
Cellular component (GO): nucleus; Slx1-Slx4 complex
Molecular function (GO): 5'-flap endonuclease activity
Source: RefSeq, a predicted model, not a curated record
AUGGCCAGCAUUGCAGACGUGAUCAUUCUGUCAUCCUCUCCAAAUCCACCCCGGUCGCCAGGGCCAAUUAGGCAUGCUGAAAAGCAUGUCUCCCGCGUCUUGCCACGAGAUGCAACGCCACCACCAAUAUACUUGACGUCCGAUUUGUCCCAACCUCAUACGCGUUCUCGUUUUUUUCCCACUCCAAUCACGAGCAAUAAGUGCACUGAGGACGUAGCGAAGCCGAAAAAACGUUCGACAAAGAAAGAUCCUACUUCAGGCCCCAGCAACCAAACCGCACCGAGCAAACCGCGGCGAAAGGCGAAGAAAGCCGCGGAUGCGCCAGGAACAAUUGCGCUUGGAAAUCCCCAGUCAGAGACUGUUAGUGCAGAAAAUGGUGCAGUGAAACCGACCAAAGGUCGUCCUCGAAAGAAUGCCAAGGGCAAAGAUUCAGGAAACAUGACACUGGCUGGGAAGGUCACAAAGACAAGCGGUGAUCCACCAGUAAAGAAAUCCACCAAAGGUGGGAAGAAGACGGUUGCCACAAAAUUAUCACCCUCUGGAGAUGUACCCGAGAGAAUUACACCCAAAAAAUCAAAUGCUUUGGGGGAAAACGAGGUGUUGCAUCUGGACGAGGCGAUGAGAAGAAGGAUGGACUGGACACCACCAAGGGAGACUGCCUGCGAGGAAACCGCUACCGCGAACGAUGGUGGCAGCCAGGAUAAGGACCAUUAUCCGAACCUCACGGGUGGAUUUAGCAAGCUGCUAUCCGAUUAUAAUUACUCUGGGUCAGCUUUGAAUCCCCGCGACCUUGUGCAGAAUGUAAAUGGCGGAGGACCAACAAAGCGUCGACGGAUAGAACUGGUCAAUCCUGAAAUCCAAGCAUUGCUAAAUGGAAGAUAUUCUGAUUCAAGUGAUCAGGCAUCUGCCCAAAGAGAGAACGUGGCAUCCGCGGGAAAGCCCAAAAGGACAACCAAGGGCAACCCUAAGAAGUUUACUACCUUGACGGCGCGUAUGACUGCGCAAUAUUCAACAAAUGACGCAGAAGAGGAUGAGUUGGUGAUUGAUUGUCUUCCGGACAUCAGAACGGCAAAAGGAAGACGAAGAAAGACCAAAGAGACAGAGAAAGAGUCUUCGUUCACCGUACUUUCCCCAGAAGCGGCUGUCGAAUUUUUGAAUGAUCAAGAUCUUGUAUUCGGCACCUGUAGUCAAUUGGAAAGAGAUGAUUCACCACAGACUCUGCGAGAAACCCAGCAGGCCAUCCGCGCCUCCGAGGGUCUUUCAUAUACAGAGGGGACGCGCAAUAACGACUCCAGGGCGAUCCAAGAAUCACCUACUCGUUUUGUAUCAAGGUUGGCAGGCACUAGGAAUUUGUGGUGUGUUGGGGCCAGAGAUACCGAAGGAUCUUUAAUUCAACCAGAAAAACUAAACGUGGUUGACUUGACGAAUGGGGAAGAACCUCCUGCGGAAAAGAGGCAUGAAAAUGUGGAAAAAGCAAGCCACAAACCUCUUCAGAGGAACUGGUUUGAGCUUGAAUUCGCAGACAUAGAUUCACCUCCAGAAAAGACCAAAAGGAGCUUGAAUUCAGAGACACAGGUUCAAGCUCCGGCUCCGAUCCCGGCGGCUACAGUCACGGCAGUGACCAAGGCCAAAGCUACAAAACCUGCAAAACCUGCGAACCCUGCAAAGGGAACCGAUAGAACCCCGACUGAAGUAGCUGAUUCCUGGCCAACUGCCUCGCAGGCGCCCUCAAUGCCACAAUAUACCGGAUUUACAGACACAGAGUUGGCUAAACAAGUUUCCACUUAUGGCUUUAAGGCAGUCAGGGGCCGGAAGAAGAUGAUCGAUCUCCUACAACAAUGUUGGGAAUCGAAACACGGUAGCAAUACUACCUCCGACAGCCAGCCUAUAUACCAACCCGAGCAACAAAAAGAGCCUAUCUCUAAAAUGGACAAUGUUCCAACCCCCACUUCGAGUGCGAAGACGAAGGAGACAGUCAAGUCUAAAUUUGGAACAUCUACAAACAACCGAAAAUCGCUUGACGUGACAAAAUCAACUUUGCGAACCAAUCUUCAGACAAGCCCAAAGAAAAGCUCAAGAGGGAAGCCUGUCGCUGAGACCUCUACGUCAUUCAUUGAUGUAGAAGAGAUCCAAGACUCAGAAGAAGAAAUCAUCCCCUUUCCAAGUCAAGUACAAAAGCACUACACCGACAUCUAUUCAAAAUCCAAGACAGGUAGUUGGGUGCAACCCCACUCCUUAGAUAUCCUCACAAAAACUCCACCGCCAAGUCCAACCAAACGCAAGGUUGUUCCCUCCAAGAUUUCUGCCAAGAGACCAUCAUCCUCUACGUCUAUCACAACCACCCACACAGCAGAGCCCUCUAAAGAAAUCAGUCUAGCGGAAAUAUCUGCACAGAUCACUCAAGCUGUUCGUGCCCAGCCUCGGCUAUCACCGCUGUCAUCAUCUCGUGGUAGCCGUAGUCGACCGACAUGGCAUGAAAAGAUCCUCAUGUACGACCCUAUUGUUCUAGAAGAUUUCACAGCAUGGCUUAAUAUCGAGGGGCUUGGACUUGUGGGCGAGGAUCGUGAGGUUGGCACUGCGUCUGUCAGGGAAUGGUGUGAAAGCAAAGGAAUCUGCUGUUGUUGGAAAAAGAAUGCCGGCUGGUAA